Chionomys nivalis (European snow vole) is the source of this 1861-nucleotide messenger RNA. RefSeq names its product OTU deubiquitinase, ubiquitin aldehyde binding 1 (gene Otub1). NCBI's taxonomy places the organism in Eukaryota, Metazoa, Chordata, Mammalia, Rodentia, Cricetidae. The transcript has 7 exons. The record is from RefSeq and is a predicted model, not a curated record. Bases 193 to 1008 code for a protein of 271 amino acids. Gene Ontology annotation, cellular component: nucleus. Gene Ontology annotation, biological process: protein K48-linked deubiquitination; negative regulation of double-strand break repair. Gene Ontology annotation, molecular function: cysteine-type deubiquitinase activity; ubiquitin binding.
UGGGGUUGAGAAGGCGCGCGCCGGGGUCGCCCGCCUCUCCUGGGGCCGCAAUAGCUGCCCAGCCCCUGACAACCGCCAAAGGGAUCCUGUUGCUAGGGGCGUUGCGAAGGAGGGGUCACGAGGAGGGGCUCCCUUCCGGGAGGAGGGCGAUUAAUAACCCGGAAGCGUUCGGCAGUGCGGCGCUGUUUAAAGAUGGCGGCGGAGGAACCUCAGCAGCAGAAGCAGGAGCCGCUAGGCAGCGACUCCGAAGGUGUUAACUGUCUGGCCUAUGAUGAAGCCAUUAUGGCUCAGCAAGACCGAAUUCAGCAAGAGAUUGCUGUGCAGAAUCCUCUGGUGUCCGAGCGUCUGGAACUCUCAGUCCUGUACAAGGAGUACGCUGAGGAUGACAACAUCUAUCAACAGAAGAUCAAGGACCUUCACAAAAAGUACUCUUACAUCCGGAAGACCAGGCCCGAUGGCAACUGCUUCUACCGAGCAUUUGGAUUCUCCCACUUGGAGGCACUCCUGGAUGACAGCAAGGAGCUGCAGCGGUUCAAGGCUGUGUCUGCCAAGAGUAAAGAGGACCUGGUGUCCCAGGGCUUUACUGAGUUCACAAUCGAGGACUUCCACAACACGUUUAUGGACCUUAUCGAGCAGGUGGAGAAGCAGACCUCGGUAGCUGACUUGCUGGCCUCCUUCAAUGACCAGAGCACCUCAGACUACCUUGUGGUCUACCUGCGACUGCUCACCUCAGGCUACCUGCAGCGGGAAAGCAAGUUCUUCGAGCACUUCAUUGAGGGUGGCCGGACUGUUAAGGAGUUCUGCCAGCAGGAGGUGGAACCCAUGUGCAAGGAGAGCGACCAUAUCCACAUCAUCGCCCUGGCCCAGGCCCUCAGCGUGUCCAUCCAAGUAGAGUACAUGGACCGUGGUGAGGGUGGCACCACCAACCCACACGUCUUCCCCGAGGGCUCCGAGCCCAAGGUCUACCUUCUCUACCGGCCUGGACACUACGACAUCCUCUACAAAUAGGGCUGGCUGGCCUGCUGCGCCGUGCCUGCCUCCCCUACCAGGCGCUAAACUUGUACAGAGGGUUUUUGGUUUGGUUUCUUUUUUCUUUUUUUUUUUUUGUGGUUGUAAAUGAUCAUAUUUUCACUCCUCCCUUAUCCUGUCACACACCUUCCAUGUUUUAUUAAAGGGGAUGCUGGUGGUGAGCCCGAGUAUGCGUUUCCCUGCUCUGCUACUCUGCCUUACCUGCCCGCUGCCUGCUGUGUGCCUGGCUGUCCCUUCCCCCAGGGUGGGUCCCCUAGCUUUCUACCUAUCUACCCACAAGCAUUUCUGCCAAGAGAAGUUUGAGGAGGCUAGGCCUCCAGGUUCCUUGGAGUUCUGCUUUCCACCCACCCUAAAGCCUGCCCCCUUUUCUCCUUGACUUUCUAGGGAUUUUUAUGGGAACUUGGCUGGAGGUCUCUGGUCACCCAUACUCUAAGCUGCCCCUUAGACUAGUUCUAGAUUUGCAGUUCUGGCCAAGGCCCCCAGGUCACAGCUUUCUGCCCACCUCCAGGGGUCUGCAUGAUUGAGGAGUCCUGAGAUGAGAGGUUAUGGGAGGAGGCUGACCAGGUAGGUGGAGGAGCUGUGUAUCCUCGGUGGGCCCCAGGAAGAGCUGGCCUGGUGUGGGAGGAACAUAAGGCCUCAUGUCUAGGCAAGGCUUGCCUGUUAACUGUUCCCCAGAAUCCCCUGCCUGUGCUUGCUCUGCAUCCUCUUGCUUGAGCCAUAUCUGCAUUACCUGCCUCUUUGCUUUUUCCUCCCACCCAGCACAUGUGGGGUCUCAGCCCAGGCUGUGAGCUCCUUGGGGGCAGGCCCUCAAUAAAUGUGAAGUGCUGCUGCC